UCCGCCUGCACCGUCAUGGGCUGGGGCAGCACCAGCAGCCCCCAAGAGUCGUACCCGGAGGUCCCGCAGUGCCUCAAUGUCACCGUGCUCGGGGACAGCGCCUGCGGUGACGCCUACGAGGGACAGGUGACAGCGGACAUGCUGUGCGCAGGUGUGCCCGAGGGCGGCAAGGACUCCUGCCAGGGUGACUCCGGGGGCCCGCUGCUGUGCCAGGGCCAGCUCCAGGCCGUGGUGUCCUGGGGUGCUCACCCCUGUGGUCAGCCCGGCCGGCCGGGGGUCUACGCCCGCGUCCAGCCCGCCCUGGCCUGGAUCCGAGAGGUCACCGGACUGACCGGAGACCCCGAGUGUGACCCCGAGUGACCACGGAGUGACCACAGACACCAUGGAGCGACCGCUGACCCCU
Molecule: messenger RNA, 403 nt
Organism: Melospiza melodia melodia
Lineage: Eukaryota; Metazoa; Chordata; Aves; Passeriformes; Passerellidae
Product: thrombin-like enzyme bhalternin
Exons: 3
Coding region: 16-360 (114 amino acids)
Biological process (GO): proteolysis
Molecular function (GO): serine-type endopeptidase activity
Source: RefSeq, a predicted model, not a curated record